Trypanosoma grayi is the source of this 960-nucleotide messenger RNA. RefSeq names its product putative heat shock protein-like protein. NCBI's taxonomy places the organism in Eukaryota, Euglenozoa, Kinetoplastea, Trypanosomatida, Trypanosomatidae. The coding region runs from base 1 to 960 and encodes 319 amino acids. Gene Ontology annotation, cellular component: cytosol. The record is from RefSeq and is a predicted model, not a curated record. Gene Ontology annotation, molecular function: protein-folding chaperone binding. The transcript has a single exon.
AUGUCGGACUUGUAUGACGUUCUGGGCAUCGUGCGCGAGGCGGGGGACGACGCGAUUGCAAAGGCGUACCGUCGCCACUCGAUGGCGUUCAACCCGCAGUGCAACCCCGACCACCCCGACCCAAAGACGCUGGAGAAACAGUUCAAGCACGUCUCGCAGGCGUACGUCGUGCUGUCGAACCCAAAGGCACGCGCUAUCUACGACAUGUACGGCGAGGAGGGCGUGCGGCAUGGCGGCACCGGGCAGCAGGGGAUUCCCAACGGGAUUGACAUCGACGCAGUCGACCCGUACGCUGUGUUCCGCCGCUUCUUCGGCGUGGAGAACCCGUUCGAGGUGAUUGGCGAUGUCAGUGGGCUGCGUAACAACCGGCACGAGUUUUUCAGCAGCACCGCCGUCAUCCCAAAGAACCUCGUGAAGGUGCCGCCGAUCGAAGUGCGGCUGCCCAUCACGCUGGAGGACGUCUUCUACGGCGCGGUGCGGCGUGCCACGUGGAAGAGCUGCCACGUGCGCCAGGGACAGGAGACCAUCACGGAGGAGUGCUUUGACCUCCGCGUGCGGAAGGGUGCGCACACCGGCGACAAGUUUAUUGUCGAUGGGAAGGGCAACUGGAAGGAGGGUUUCGCGCGCGGCGACGUUGUGGUGGUGCUGGAGCUGCUGCCGCACGACCGCUUUCGCCGCGAGGGCGACGACCUUGUGGUGGUGAUCCCGAUCACGCUUAGCGAAGCGCUCUGCGGCGUCACGCUGACGGUGCAGACGAUGGAGGGGAGCGAUAUCACGGUGCUCAUUGACGAGAUUGUGCACCCGAAGUACCGCCGCCGUGUUGUGGGCCAGGGGUUGACGCGCAGCGAGGACCCCUCGAACCCGCGCGGUGACCUCAUCGUGGAGUGUGACACGAAGUUUCCUGGCUUCCUGACGCUGGAACAGAAGUCCGAAUUGCGCCGCAUUCUGGAAGCAAAGUGA